CCACCGCACCCAUGGCGGCCCCGGGGCUGCUCCUGGUGCUGGGGCUGCUCCUGACCCACAGCGGGAGCCCGGGACACGGCGCGGCCACGCCCGUCUGGUGCUUCACUCGAUUGGAGGAGGACGGAGAGGGCGGGGCCUGCGUGGAGCCGCUGGGGGAGGAGCCGCUGCCAUUGGCCGAUUGCUGCCUGAACCACGCCUACGGCUACAGGCUCCGCCCACACGGCCACUGCCGCAGCUGCCGUGCCGGGGCCUGGGGGCCGUGGGAGCCCUGGAGCAGCUGCUCGGUGUCGUGUGACGAGGGGACACAGAGGAGGGGACGCAGCCGCGGCCACGGCGGGGGACACGCAGGGGACAGCACCGAGUGGCAGCUGAGGGCGUGUGACAUGGGCUGCUGUCCUGACGCGGGGAUUUGGGGCCCGUGGUCCCCCUGGGGUCGCUGCUCUGUCACCUGCGGGCGGGGCGGGGCCCAGCGGCGCCACCGCAGCUGCUCCAGCCCCUCCCCCCAGUGCGGGGCCACCUGCGGGCCCGGCGACAGCGAGGACACGAGAGAGUGCGAGGGGACAGCGGGGACCUGCCCCGUGGCCGGCGCGUGGGGCCCGUGGGGGCCCUGGGGUCCGUGCUCGGGGUCCUGCCGGGGGGCGGGGCCGGGCCCGGGGCGGAGCCGCCGCCGCCGCUGCGAUUCCCCGGAGCCAUCGCGGGACCCGCCCGGAGCGCCGUGCCCCGGCAACGGCGCCGACAGCGAGCCCUGCCCGGGGCUGCCGCCCUGCCCCGUGGACGGCGCGUGGGGGGCGUGGUCUCCGGCCACGCCCUGCCCGGUCACGUGCGGCCUGGGCGGGGUCGUUCAGCGCCGCUCCUGCGACGCCCCCUCCCCAAAACACGGCGGGAGGGGCUGCGAGGGACCCCGGAGCCGGCGGGGGCUCUGCGGACCCCGCGACCCCUGCCCAGCCCCGGUGUUCUGGGGUCCCUGGGGUCCCUGGAGCCCCUGCCAGCGGCCCUGGGGUGACAUCAGCUGCAGCCGGGCCGUGGGGCAGCAGAAACGGACGCGGGACUGCGAGGGGCGUAGCCCGGGGGGCGCCGCCUGCCCCACGGACCAGGGGGGAUCCAUCGAGCUGCGCGCCUGCUACAGCGUCCAGAACUGCGUGUUGCGCGGGAACUGGUCAGACUGGAGCCCCUGGGGGCUCUGCACCCCCCCCUGCGGGGCCGAGCCCACCCGGAGCCGCAGCCGCGAGUGCCGGCCCAGCCUGCCCGACUACCCACGAAGGAGACUCUCGGUGACCUCGUGGGACCCCAAACCCGCCCGGAUUUACCCCAAAACCCCCCCGGCCCCUCCCCCCCAAUAAAAUCCCAGCAUCGAAACGGCUCCGAGCGAGUGGGGGAGGGGCGGGCACGGAAGGGGGGGGAUCCCGGUGGGGGAGGGGCCGCAUGCAAAUUUCCGCGAUGACGUCACGGACACCACCCCUCCAGGUUCCGCCCCUUUCUGCAGAACCAGGGGUGUGGCUGAUGUGACGUCACAUUACACCACGCCCACGACUUUAUAGGGCGUGGUCCUGGGCGUGGCCGGAAGUG
This is a messenger RNA of Camarhynchus parvulus, 1566 nucleotides long. RefSeq names its product complement factor properdin (gene CFP). The coding region runs from base 12 to 1340 and encodes 442 amino acids. Lineage: Eukaryota; Metazoa; Chordata; Aves; Passeriformes; Thraupidae. The transcript is spliced from 9 exons. The record is from RefSeq and is a predicted model, not a curated record.